Messenger RNA from Aureobasidium namibiae CBS 147.97, 654 nucleotides. RefSeq lists its product as uncharacterized. Gene Ontology annotation, biological process: proteasome-mediated ubiquitin-dependent protein catabolic process; protein linear polyubiquitination. Gene Ontology annotation, molecular function: zinc ion binding; ubiquitin-protein transferase activity; ubiquitin binding. The transcript has 3 exons. Lineage: Eukaryota; Fungi; Ascomycota; Dothideomycetes; Dothideales; Saccotheciaceae. The annotation marks the transcript as partial. Gene Ontology annotation, cellular component: ubiquitin ligase complex. The record is from RefSeq and is a predicted model, not a curated record.
UGCGUUGUGUGUGACACUAACAAACACUACAACCAGUUCCCAGGCCAGGCAAAGGUCUCCUCGCACGAGCAUGGCGCGAACAUAUGUCGUCCCUGCUACGUCCGCCACCUCGAAGCUGAAAUCGACUCGAAGACUUGGGAUGAGGUUGCAUGCCCAGAGUGCCCAGUCAGAUUGACCUACAGCGAGGUCGAAAGCAUGGCCAACCCUGAAGACUUUGCCAAGUAUGAGCGUGCAUCUAUCAGGGCAACCCUUUCAGCAGACCCUGAUUUCAGAUUCUGCCUCUCUACGACCUGCGACUCUGGCCAAGUCCAUCCCGGCGGCGCAGACGAACCCAUCUUCUCCUGUCAAGCUUGCGGACAUAAGCACUGUGUGACUUGUGAGACAAACUGGCACGCAGGCGAGACCUGUGAGGAAUACCAAGCCGCACUCCACCGCAGCACCGAACACGACGAAAAGUCGCAGAAAGAAAUCGACAAAAUCUCAAAGCCAUGCCCUCAAUGUCGUGUUCCUAUCCAGAAGAACUCCGGAUGUGACCACAUGACUUGCUCGAGAUGUAACCAUGAUUUCUGCUGGGCUUGCUCUGCAGAUUACAACGACAUCGCCAGACAAGGCAAUCACCACCACGAGAAGAGCUGCAGACAUUAUCGUCAAGCU